This is a messenger RNA of Jatropha curcas, 2280 nucleotides long. NCBI's taxonomy places the organism in Eukaryota, Viridiplantae, Streptophyta, Magnoliopsida, Malpighiales, Euphorbiaceae. The record is from RefSeq and is a predicted model, not a curated record.
ACAAAAAGGGUCCAGCUUUCUUUCACAUUUCUUCUUCUUCCUUUUUUUGCUCUCUUGCUCUUCUUCAGUGCAAAAAUCAUGACUUCCCUUCACCUUCUCACCUCUCUUCAUCCCUACAGUCAUCAUCGACUACCACAAUAACACUAAUGGAAAAGCGAAAAACGAAAUAGUAUUACUGUUAAUACAGUUAUUACUAUUUCCAUAUAAUUAAUUACUACUAAAGAUUCUUUCUUUUACACCCAUUCUCUCUUGACCAACUUUUUCCCUUACAAACCCAAGCCCACCUCCUGCUCUUUCCAUCUUGUUCCACCCUAUUCCACCACCGACCUCGUCCCUCUCUUGGCCCAUCACACCUCAAUUCUAGGGUUUUUUUUAAUUUUCUUUCUAUUUCCUUUUUCUUUUUUUUUUUUUCUUUGCUUGCUUUUUUUUUUUUAUUGUUAUUUUUUCUUGGCCUCUUCAAUACCAUCACUCUGCUUUUCGAUCUUUUAUUUCUUUGUCAAAAUUAGCGUACCUUGUGUAGUGAUCCUCCAAUAAUUCUAUGGAUUCUCAGUAUAUUUCAUCCAAUUCUGGGGUUUUUCUAGGGUUUUUCUUUUAAGAUGUGGCUUAGUGUCUAUUGGGUCGACUUUAGUAUCACUUAAUCCUUUCCAAGUCGAUAACAGCCAUCUUUUUAUACUGGAAUCUUCCUUCUUUUCACCUCAGCUCGAAAUCCGGAUUUGCAAUAGGUUCUCUUGUCUUUUAUUUUCUUCGCUUUUUUCUUGUUAUUCCUUUAGGAAAUUCCGUUUUCGUUUUCAUUUCAAUUUAUGGCUUAUCAACCGAUUCCGGGUCCUAGCUCGGGAUCAAGUUCGAGUUCAGGGUUCCAAUACUUGAAUUCUCCUUUUGGAGAUACUACCUAUACUAAGGUUUUUGUUGGGGGGCUUGCUUGGGAAACUCAGAGCGAGACUAUGCGCCGUUAUUUCGAGCAAUUUGGAGAAAUUCUGGAGGCCGUUGUGAUCACCGAUAAGAAUACUGGCCGAUCAAAAGGCUACGGCUUUGUGACUUUCCGGGAACCAGAGUCUGCUAAGAGAGCAUGUGCUGAUCCUACCCCGAUUAUUGAUGGCAGACGGGCAAAUUGCAAUUUGGCUUCACUUGGACGGCCGCGUCCACCACUACCUUACGGACGUCUGAGACCAGCUACUCCAUACAUUGCAAGUGUACAAAACCCCCGGGGUACAUACGUCGGAAGUUUUGGCUACCAGCAGCCACUUUCUUACAACUAUCAACAAGGAUUGAUGUAUCAUCCUUAUGGGAAUGCAAAAAGUGAUAGUUGCAGAGGAUAUGUGCCCCCAGAUAUGCAGCAUAUGGACCUGAAUACGUCUAUCCACAGGGUGUAUACAACCCUUAUGCAGGUCAGCCGUACCUUCAGAUAUAUGGUGUCCCUGGAGCAGUCAACACAGCAAUGUAUCCUUAUGGACAGCUGGGUCAAACCCUUCCUGGAGGGCAUGGUUAUUCAACGGUGCAGGGGUAUGCUAUGCCAGGUCAUCAGAUUGUGCAGUUUGGUGGACCUAGUGUUAAUCCAAUAACAACUUCACCUAUGGCCACUAUUCAGACUCCAUAUCCUACAGGUAUAGCUGCACCUGUUCCAGCACAACCUCCGUUUAUAGUUCCUGCUCCUUCUCCUCAGUAUAUGCAGGGCAGCGGUUCUGACCAAACAGCUGGGUGAGGGGUUGAUCAAGGUAUCCUUAAGACUGCAGCAGGACUAAGAGCAGCGGAUCUGCUACUUGAGUGGCGGGCUUCGGAUCUAGCCUUGCAAACUAUUUAUUUUGCAUUCUAGAGGUCAUACAUAGUCGUUCUCACCAGAGAAGUCAGAUGUCAUGAGUUGCUCCAAACGAGGAGGAAUGUGGAAGAUGCCAACAUUUCUUCCUUUACCCUAGUGUAUCAAAAACCUCGUGUACUGCAGGAUCUCAGGACGAGGUCCAGGCAGUAAUGCAUUUUAUGGAUGCUGGAAUCGGUUUCUGGCAACUGUAAUAUUAGGAAUAAAACUCUGUAAAAGGAAAAAAAAAAGAUCAUGUUAGAAUCAACAUAUGAUUCUUUUAUACUGUUAGUCCCAGCAUUUGGGUGUAUAGGAUAGUCUCUGGUGCCUUUUGUCGGUGAACUGCAUUGUAUUUAAAACAGAGUUUUGUGCAUACCAGUACUAGUAGUAGCAGUAGGGGUUCAUUUCAUUGGAUGCUCAAAACUCUUCUGUUUAUGAAAAGCCAUCCUCAAAGCAUGAGGAAGCUUCAGUUAUAUUUGAUGAUUUGCAAA